Messenger RNA from Lobosporangium transversale, 943 nucleotides. RefSeq lists its product as hypothetical. Gene Ontology annotation, cellular component: mitochondrion; mitochondrial intermembrane space. The transcript has a single exon. The record is from RefSeq and is a predicted model, not a curated record. Gene Ontology annotation, biological process: succinate metabolic process; mitochondrial respiratory chain complex II assembly. Lineage: Eukaryota; Fungi; Mortierellomycota; Mortierellomycetes; Mortierellales; Mortierellaceae. The coding region runs from base 22 to 630 and encodes 202 amino acids.
GUUUUAUUCAUAAAGAGCAUCAUGGCAUCGCAAAAGACUCUCAUUCCACCUCUGACCCUAUACAGACAGAUUCUCCGAGCCCACCGAAAGCAUUUGCCUCCACAAUUUCGGAUUCUGGGAGAUGGCUAUGUCAAAGCCGAGUUUCAUCGCCAUAAAGAUGUCGAUAAUCCUCUUUACAUUGUUGGCUUUCUAGAGCAGUGGCAGGACUAUCUCAAUCAUAUCCUCAUUGCCUCACCCAAGCAGAAUCAGAGCCAGAGCCAGAGCCAGAGCCAGAACCAGGACCUGAAACAGCAAGCAGCUGAAUCUCUUUCCUCCAUGUCAUCAAUACCAACAACAGUAUCAACGACCUCCAUAGACACAAUAAAGAAAGAACAAGAGAAAAUCAAUAGAGAGACAACAUUACAACGAAUGGUGGAACAAGGAAGAGCGUUCGGUAGGAAACUCGACCCGGGGUUGUUGGACAAGAUGACGGAUCAGCAACUGGGACAACUCUAUGAGUUGCGUAAGGAAACUAAGGGACUUCAGACCCGUGAAGAGUUAGAGGAGAUUGCCAAAGAAGAGGCUCAGUUACUUGAGAAAUUUGCUGCAAAUAUCCCUGCCUCGUCAGUCUCAUCCCCUUCAUUAAACUAGUACAAAUAAAUCCAUCUGCACAUUUUCAAGUUUUCAGGAAAUGAUGCUGCACUAUGUUGUAGCUAAUGCUGUUAUCCACUCUAUACGGAUCAUUCAACUUGCACGCUUUAUUUUUGAUGGCAGGGACUCAUCAUUCGAAGGAUCCAGCGACAUCAGGCAGGGAUCGUUGUCAGUAGUCCCUUUCUUGGCUACACUUGAUCCACAAAAUUGUCUCGGGAUUUUUUUUCUUUUUGAAAGGAUGUAAGAGGAAUAGUAUAACAGAUACAAAGAACACAUUUGCGUGGACAUGGUUCCCUAUAAGGUUAAUCACUCG